This is a messenger RNA of Eruca vesicaria subsp. sativa (arugula), 1005 nucleotides long. NCBI's taxonomy places the organism in Eukaryota, Viridiplantae, Streptophyta, Magnoliopsida, Brassicales, Brassicaceae. The record is from the annotation of a GenBank genome assembly.
AUGAAUGUUAAGAUAGAUGGAAAGCCUUUGCAGUUUCCUGGUUCGCAUCCUGUAUCUUUAGACAGGGAAGGGCUUCAACUCUUGAGGCAGAGGUACUAUUACGCGACUUGGAAAGCAGAUGGAACACGUUACAUGAUGCUCUUGACUAGAGAAGGAUGUUAUUUGAUAGACAGGAAUUUCAGAUUCAGAAGAGUACAGAUGCGUUUCCCUUGUAGUAGGUCUCACGAGCCUAAAGUGCAUGAAUACACUUUGCUUGAUGGAGAGAUGGUUGUAGAUAACUUUGUAGACGGACAAGGAAGGCCUUGUCAGGCGAGGAGGUAUCUUGUCUAUGACAUGGUGGCAGUCAACGGUGUAUCAGUAGCUGACCGUCCUUUCAGUGAAAGAUGGAGCAUUAUCGAUAGAGAGGUGAUGAGACCUCGUAACGAUGAGAAGAAGGUUACAAACCAUUGGUACAGAUACGAGAUGGAGCCUUUUGGGGUACGUAUAAAAGCGUUUUGUAUACUCUCUGCUUUGGAGAAGAAGGUGUUCAAAGAGCUGAUACCUAAGCUUUCACAUGAAUCCGAUGGGAUAAUACUUCAAGGUUGGGACGACCCUUAUGUUUACCAGAGAAACCAAGGCUUAUUCAAGUGGAAGUUUCAAGACACUAUUGACUUUUUAUUUGAAGUGGGUAGAGAUGGGCGUUACAUGCUGUUCGUGUAUGAAAACGGGAGGAAAAAGCUUAUGAAUAGACAUACGGUUGAGUUUAGAGGUGAUGGUUGGGACCACCCGGGUUGUUACUCUGGGAAGCUUUUGGAGUGUUUUUGGGAUAAAGAGUACAAAGUAUGGGUGCCUAUGAGGGUUAGAGUUGAUAAAUCUCGACCAAAUGGUAUGGGAACUUUUCGUGGUGUGAUGAAAUCUAUUAAUGAUGAUAUAACUAAGGAGGUUUUGCUGGAUGAGAUCAAAGAGAUUGUUCGUCUUCCAAUGUACGUUGAGCGUAUUGAUAGGGAUACUCACCGUAAAGUCUGA